CCGUGGCGUGCAGCGUUCUGAGCCUGCGCGUUGCCAUCCGCCGCACAGCCAGCUUAACGCAACCCAUACACCUCGAAAGCUGAAGUGCCGCACUCCAGCCGCCGCCAGGGCCCGACUCUCGCGAGAACUCCCUGGGCCAUCCUCGCACCUUCCACGACUCCUCCCGGGAUCGGGAGGAAGUUCCGGAGAGCCGCGGCGCGCAAACGCGACACGCCAGCCUUGCGCCAGCGCGCCGCAAGUGCGCAGGCGCCGCCACUCUGCUGCUCUUCCUCGUCCCUCUGCCUACAUCUGGUUGUCGGGUCCUAUGUCGCGCCGGGCCCUCCGGAGACUGAGGGGGGAACAGCGCGGCCAGGAACCCCUAGGGCCCGACGCCCUGCAGUUUGUCCUCCUUGAUGACGAUGACGCAGAGGAAGAGGGACCAAAACCGGGGCUGGGUGGCCGGCGCACCGGGGGUGCAGGGAAGGAAGGAGUCCGUGUCAACAACCGGUUCGAGCUGAUAAACAUUGAGGACCUUGAGGAUGACCUUGUGGUAAAUGGGGAGAGGUCUGACUGUACCCUGCCAGACUCUGCGUCAUCAGGGAACAAAGGAAGGGCUAAACAUGGAAACCCAGAGAACAAGCAGGAUGGAGAUGCUGCAGCCAAAGCAGGGUCCUCGGAACAGUCUAAUGCAAGUGGCAAACUCCGAAAGAAGAAAAAGAAGCAGAAAAAUAAGAAAAGCUGCACAGGAGAAUCCUCGGAGAAUGGACUAGAAGACAUUGAUCGCAUCUUAGAGAGGAUUGAAGACAGCAGUGGGUUCAGCCACCCAGGCCCCCCUCCACUGAGCUCCAGGAAGCACGUCCUGUAUGUGGAGCACAGACACUUGAAUCCAGACACCGAACUGAAGAGAUAUUUUGGUGCUCGAGCGGUCCUGGGCGAGCAAAGACCUCGGCAGAGACAGCGCGUGUAUCCCAAGUGUACAUGGCUGACGACCCCUAAGAGCACCUGGCCCCGAUACAGCAAACCAGGUCUGUCAAUGCGGCUGCUGGAGUCCAAGAAAGGCCUUUCUUUCUUUGCAUUUGAGCACAGUGAAGAAUACCAACAAGCACAGCACAAGUUCCUGGUGGCUGUGGAGUCCAUGGAGCCAAACAACAUCGUGGCUCUGCUCCAGACAAGCCCCUAUCAUGUCGACUCACUUCUUCAGCUCAGUGACGCCUGCCGCUUUCAGGAGGAUCAGGAGAUGGCUCGAGACCUGAUCGAGAGAGCCCUGUACAGCAUGGAGUGUGCGUUCCACCCCUUGUUCAGCCUCACCAGUGGGACUUGCAGGCUGGAUUACCGCAGACCUGAGAACAGGAGCUUCUACCUGGCCCUCUACAAGCAGAUGAGCUUCUUGGAGAAGCGUGGCUGCCCACGUACUGCACUGGAGUACUGCAAGCUCAUCCUGAGCCUUGAGCCAGAUGAGGACCCCCUGUGCAUGCUGCUGCUCAUUGACCACCUGGCCUUGAGGGCCCGGAAUUAUGAGUACCUGAUCCGCCUCUUCCAGGAGUGGGAGGCUCAUCGGAACCUGUCCCAGCUCCCAAAUUUUGCCUUCUCAGUUCCAUUGGCGUAUUUCCUUCUGAGUCAGCAAACAGACUUACCUGAGCACGAGCUCAGCUCUGCCAGGCAGCAGGCUUCCCUCCUGAUACAGCAGGCGCUCACCAUGUUCCCUGGAGUUCUUAUGCCAUUGCUGGAGUAUUGCAGUGUACGACCUGACGCCACAGUCUCAAACCACCGCUUCUUUGGGCCGGAUGCCGAGAUCAGCCAGCCUCCUGCCCUGAGCCAGCUGGUGAGUCUGUACCUUGGGAGGUCACACUUUCUUUGGAAAGAGCCCGCCAUCAUGAGCUGGCUGGAGGAAAAUGUCCACGAAGUUCUGGAAGCAGUGGAUUCUGGAGACCCUGCCGUGGAGGCCUGUGAGAACAGGCGGAAAGUGCUGUACCAGCGUGCACCCAGAAACAUCCACCGCCAUGUGAUCCUGUCUGAGAUCAAGGAGGCUGUCGCUGCCCUACCCUCGGAUGUGACCACACAGUCUGUUAUGGGGUUUGACCCUCUGCCUCCCGUGGACACCAUCUACUCCUACGUCAGACCGGAGAGGCUGAGUCCAGUCAGCCACGGAAACACAAUCGCCCUCUUCUUCCGGUCAUUAUUGCCAAAUUACACCACAGAGGGGGAGAGGCUGGAGGAAGGAGUGGCCGGGGGUCCGAACCGCAAUCAAGGCUUGAACAGGCUGAUGUUGGCCGUGCGUGACAUGAUGGCCAACUUCCACUUCAACGACCUGGAGGUGCCUCGGGAGGACAAUCCUGAGGGCGAGGGGGACUGGGACUGAACUGUUCAGACACUGUGCCCAGAGCUGUGCAAUCAUGUUCCUGAUUUCGUUUCUGGUUGGAGUUAACCAGUUCCCGAGUAGAAAUGCUGACCAUGCCAUCACGUGUGUUUUUUUCUCCCUCUAAAUGGAGUGGGUUAUGCUCUGUGAGUGAGCGUCCUCCAGUGUCCUCGGAAAUAGCCCCAGAAGCCGUGAGCCCCACACUGAAUGAACCAUGUGCCUCACACUUUGGAGUUGGUAACAUGGUGCAGAGAAGGGUUGUCCCCGAGUCCACAGUACCAGGACCCUACCAGCUCCUUGCUAAGGGCACUGAACCUUCACACAUGCUACACCCACCAUGUUGGCAGUGCUGGGGUCAAACCCAGGGCCUGGCACACAAUCUACCACUGAAUGACAGUCCCAGCCUGAGAAUCUUACUAGAAAACUUGGAGGGCUGGAAAUGUGUCUCAGCUAGUAGACUGUUUGCUUCGUGUGCACAACCCUUAGGAUUUGAUCUCCAGCACAGCACAAACCAGCGGUGUGAAUGUUCAUGUGUACUCAGCACCCAAGCACAGAGCGCAACAAGAGGAUUAAGAGUUCAGAACCAUCCUCUGCUAUAGUGAGCUCAGAGCCGGUCAUAGUUCCAUGAGAUCCCAUCUCAACAAAGGGUUGGGGCAUGAGGGGCCUAGAAUAGAAAGAGAAGUAAAAAAAAA
Molecule: messenger RNA, 3027 nt
Organism: Rattus rattus (black rat)
Lineage: Eukaryota; Metazoa; Chordata; Mammalia; Rodentia; Muridae
Gene: Tcf25
Product: transcription factor 25
Exons: 18
Coding region: 305-2338 (677 amino acids)
Cellular component (GO): RQC complex
Molecular function (GO): protein binding
Source: RefSeq, a predicted model, not a curated record